Coturnix japonica (Japanese quail) is the source of this 3055-nucleotide messenger RNA. It is a transcript of the gene CHAC2, whose product is annotated as ChaC glutathione specific gamma-glutamylcyclotransferase 2. Gene Ontology annotation, molecular function: glutathione specific gamma-glutamylcyclotransferase activity. Lineage: Eukaryota; Metazoa; Chordata; Aves; Galliformes; Phasianidae. Gene Ontology annotation, biological process: glutathione catabolic process. The record is from RefSeq and is a predicted model, not a curated record. Gene Ontology annotation, cellular component: cytoplasm.
AGUGCGCAUGCCCGUCCCGUCCCGCCCGCAGUCGGGGCAGCGCGGCCGUGGCCAUGUGGGUGUUCGGCUACGGCUCCCUCAUCUGGAAGGUGGACUUCCCCUACCAGGAGAAGAUGGUGGGGCGCAUCCGCGGAUACAGCCGGCGGUUCUGGCAGGGCAGCACCGACCACCGCGGCGUGCCGGGCAAGCCUGGAAGAGUUGUGACUCUGGUUGAAGACCCUGAGGGCUGUGUGUGGGGUAUUGCUUACAGACUGCCAGCUGGACAAGAAUGUGAAGUCAAGGCAUACCUGGACUUCAGAGAGAAGGGAGGAUACAGGACCACCACCGUUCUUUUCUACCCAAAGGACUCGUCAGUAAAACCCUUUGAUGUACUGCUCUACAUCGGCAGUCGCGAUAACCCCAACUACCUGGGCCCUGCGCCUCUGCAGGAGAUCGCCGAGCAGAUUAUUAACGCCGUUGGUCCCAGUGGAAGAAACACGGAAUACCUGUUUGAACUCGCUGAUUCUAUGAGAAAUCUUGUACCAGAAGAUGUAGAUGAGCAUCUCUACUCCUUAGAGAAACUAGUAAAGGAACUCCUGGAAAAAGAACAAAACCUAAACUGCCUAUAGAAUAACUUCUUCCAAUAGUAUUGCUGCAUCUUCAGAGGAAUGGUUGCGUUGCACAGUGGGUAUGUGACUUGGAGGCAUAUUUCUCUGUACUAUGCUAUCUUAUUUAUUUUAAUAUUGCAUUCAGAAGAGUAGUUAGUCAUUAAAACAUACUGUUUUAAAAAAAACAUUAUUUCGGGAAUCAAUAGAAAGGGCAGCAGGGGAAGCGUUUUAGGUUUGAAUUUGGUAUAUUGGUAUUUUACCCAGGCAUCACCAGGGAACCACUUAAGCCUCUCCAUUACUAUAGGUUUAAACUAAAAUCUUCACAGUAUUUUUUAUGAUCAAAGUCUGAGUUCACAUGCAAUGCCUGAGUCAUUGAAGUGAUGGUUCUUUCCAAUUCAAGACCACCAGCAUGGAGCUCAGCGCAGCAAAAGAGAGACGUGAAGUACUUCGUGUAAAUCACAUAGUAAAGGCAUGGUAGGACACUUCCAUCAGUGUUCACCUUCACAGAAAUUAAGUUAUUCCUCUGCAUCAGUGACCUCAUCCCAUAGAUCCUAGUUUGUCCUUAAGCACAGAGGAUAAAGCGUUUCAGUGGUAGGAAAGCAGUCUUUGCCCUUGGCUCCUUAUGUCACGCACCUGAAAAGCACAGCAUGGGGUACUCUGACAUAACAAGCGAUACUGUACAAGUGCCUUAUUUUAUUGUUCAAGGUUAAUAUCAAGAACAAAUAUAAAUUGUUGAAAUUAGCUAAGAGUAUGACUUGAAGCCACAGUGCAGCAAGAAUGCUCAGAAACUCAGCUCUGAUAUCUGCCUUUAAAUGCUGGUGCAAUUCCAUGUCUUGAAAAUUCACCAGUCUCUGAGGAUACAAUUUAAGACAGCAGUUUUUGAGCAACAUUUCAGGGAUUUGAAACAAAAGGUCAUUAAGAAAGGAACCCCCUUUUCAGUCAACUGACAUGUGUUGUACGGGCUGCCAGUCAGCCACGGUUGGAAGCCACCAGCUGAGGCCAGUAGCCUUCCUUUAUGCACAACAGAGGUCAGUGGAGCUUCCUGACAACAACUCGUCUCACUUCUCAAAAUGUUAUUUUUGUGACUUUUCUCAAAGCGUAUUUUUGUAUGUUAACAAAAUACCACGUACCAUCAGGUCUUCUCAUACAGGGAAUGCAUACGUUUAGUAGUAGUUCGGGUGUCUUCAUAUUUUGCAUUAGUACUUGCAAAAACAUCUCUUUCUACUAUCUAAGUUGUCUGUUUUCCUUCUUUGUAUUGUCCUGUUUUAUAUCUGUAAUCCCUCAAAAACGAUGAGGUUAUCAGAAUAACACGCUGCUGUUAUUUCUCUUAGCCACCUACAAAAGUCUAAAAGAGCAUUUGAAAAAGGCACCCAGAUAAGCAGACUGUAGGAUAUUACCUUUGAAACCUAAAUCCUAAACAAUGAGACCACUUGAAAUACGUAGUUAAAAAAGCUAUAUUUCUUAAAGACCAGGUUACAAACUCAGUGUGUUUCUGGCAUCUCUCACAUGUACACUCACUGAGGGGAAAUAAGAGCAGAUUACUUGUUAGAAUCUGCUGUUUAAUGGUUGAACGCUGCCAUUUUAAAAGGGUAACAGGGUCUUACUUGAUGGAUGACUCUAACCUGCAGAAGCAAAUCUGAUCACAUCCGAAUCACACAUAGUAGCGAGGCCCCAUUCUUCCAUCAGUACAUGAGUUACUUGCAAACUCCUAUGGGGGUCUUGAUUGUCCACUGCACUGUGAUGGUUUAGGAUUGAUGCAACUGAGUGGAAAAGCAGCCCUGACUAAUGCACCUGUACAGCAGGACAGGAGGGUGGUGGGGACAUCCAGGUGUCCUUAUGUCAGUCAUUCAGAUGCCCGACCAUGUAAUGACAUCAACAUCUGAGUGACUUCGCACACCAACGACUGACAGCGAUAGCCAACACCGACAAACACAUGCCAUUAACACAUGCAUUUAUCCCCUCUGACUUAAAGAACAAAUCUUAAGUGUUAGGGGAUAUUCAGCCAUUACUAAAAAUGUUAGGUAUGAUUUAUGUCACAGAUACAUAAGUGUUCCUCCCUCAGCAAAACAAAGUCCACUUCUUUUCUUGUGCUUGCCUCAGAUACAGCCAAGCUGUAGUAAAGUUAAAACACGUGGGACAGCAGGUCCACUUGCAUGUUUUAAUUCUUUCCUCCCAAGCUUAUCUGUGUUCCUCAGAACAGGGCAAGGGAUGCACAUGCUCACUAAUGAGCCACAAACAUCAGCAAUGAUUCUCUCUUUGAAGCUCUAUUUAAGUACUGUGUUGGGGCGCUGUGGUUCUGUAUGGCUCUACAUUUUGUGUCUUUAAUUAUAGUCAGGACAUUGUUGGUUCACUUGCUUUCCAGAUUCAGAACAUUUGCAAUAAUAUCUGUAAUGAUACAUUCCAGUUUGUGCAUGCAACUUCAAUACAAUAAAACGCAUCACGUUUAUUAAUGGUGUUGGAGAAAGAAA